This is a messenger RNA of Eimeria necatrix, 579 nucleotides long. Its product is annotated as translation initiation factor eIF-2B subunit alpha, putative. The coding region runs from base 1 to 579 and encodes 192 amino acids. The record is from RefSeq and is a predicted model, not a curated record. Gene Ontology annotation, biological process: translational initiation. The transcript has 3 exons. Gene Ontology annotation, cellular component: eukaryotic translation initiation factor 2B complex. NCBI's taxonomy places the organism in Eukaryota, Apicomplexa, Conoidasida, Eucoccidiorida, Eimeriidae. Gene Ontology annotation, molecular function: guanyl-nucleotide exchange factor activity; ice binding; translation initiation factor activity.
AUGUUUACGAAAGACCGAAUGAGGGUUUUGACUCACGGCCGAAGUUCCUGCGUCGAAACCCUUUUAAGAAACGCUUGGGUAAACCACAAAAAGAGGUUUGAGGUUUUCAUAACGCAGCAGGACUCCGCGGCCGCAGACGGCGACGAGGCCUGUUUGCUGCAAACCCUCGCCGCCCUCAAAGUGCCCUGCGGGCUCUUCUCCGUGGGGGCCGUCAGUUCUUUGAUUCGGGAAAUAGACUUCGUGUUGGUUGGCACUGCCACAGUGGCCACAGUGGCCCACGAGCAUUGCGUUCCUUUUUAUGUAGUUUGCGAAGCUUGCAAAUUCACAAAGUGCAACUUCUACUUCUUUCCACAAUCAGCAGCAGCAGCAGCAGCAGCAGCAGCAGCAGCAGCAGCAGCAGCAGCAGCAGCAGCAGCAGCAGCAGCAGAAUCAGCAGCAGCAGCAGCAGCAGCAGCAGCAGCAGCAGCAGCAGCAGCAGCAGCAGCAGCAGCAGCAGCAGCGGCGGCGGCAGCAGCAGCGGCGGCGAAGGUGGCUGCAGCAGCAGCAGCAGCAGCGCGGCGGGAAGCAGCAACCGGGUAA